Molecule: messenger RNA, 2153 nt
Organism: Lytechinus pictus (painted urchin)
Lineage: Eukaryota; Metazoa; Echinodermata; Echinoidea; Temnopleuroida; Toxopneustidae
Exons: 7
Coding region: 226-1920 (564 amino acids)
Source: RefSeq, a predicted model, not a curated record
GACGAAAAUACGACUAAUGCGAUAACACCUUCAUCAUCUCCGGGUGGUACUACUGAUUCGCAAUCCAGCGCCACAGGAACAGUAACUGAUGAAAUAGGUGUUUCCUCGUCCAACAGUCUUAUCCCCAUCACUGAGCAUUUCUUCACAACUGAGUUAGUAACUUUUGAUUAUACGACACCAAAGUUGACAGGAUCACCAGGAGCUGCUUCAGAAUCAUCUACGAAUAUGCUUACUACACCACCUGUGGAUAUGGUGACUACUUUUAUAUCUACCACAGAUGACGGGUUUCAGACCACAUACCUGAGAACAUCAGAAGGAACAGGUAGUACGGCAUAUACCAUAUUAGACUUUACGGAAAACAUGACCACGUAUUCCCCGACCUCUACUGAAAUAACUAAUGGGGACUUAAGAACUUCUGACGGAGAAGGGACUAAUAUCCCAGACACAUCUACAGCAAGGGUAUAUACUGAAGAAACUCAUAGUACAGACUUACCAGUUUCUGAAAUGGUCACCGACACUGAUAUGACAUCAACGUCAACUGUUUCCACGACAACUGAGCAAGAUUCCAUUAUUUCAACUUCUACAUAUCUACCAGGUACAACCAUUGAAACAUCUACACCUCUUACAGAAAUAAUCGAAACAUCACGUCUCAUGGAGAGUACAUCAAGGAAUGGCUUGACAUCUUACGACACAACGGUUCAUGAGAAAGUCACGACCGCGAAACCGACAGAACCCAAGGAAACUGAAUCGCCAAAGACUACUAAACAAUACUCUUCUGGUCCAUCGACCACUGCUAUUACUGCUACUGUUUCUGGGUCAGCUGCUACAACAGAUAAAGCGCAAGUCACAUCCACGCAAAGUACUUUAACAACAUCUCGAAAGACCACGAUUCCUGGGAAAAUUACGACAAUCAAAUCUACCGAGUCCAAGAAAACUGAACCAUCAAAGAGAACAACCCAAUCCGAAAUAGCUUCUGCAGCUACUUCUAUUCCUGGUUCGCUAUCUUUCCUCAUGGUUUAUGAGAUUCUUGAAAUUGAUGGCAACGAGGUCAACUUCACUGAUGAACUGACAGAUCCUCAAAGCUCCCUGUAUCAGCAACUUGAAGCUCAAAUUUGUAACUUGGCUCUUGGUGUUUAUGGAGAUCUGUCUGGAUACACAGGAUGCAAUGUGCACAACUUCACAUCUGGAAGUAUUAUCGCGUGGUUCUACACUGAGUUUUUACCAUCAUCUGACGUCACAGAAGCCACUCUUUUGAAUAUUACACUGACCACACUUGAGAAUGGUAAUGGGAGUCUGGAAGCCAAUGGUACCGAAUUUACCAUCGAUAAAAACACUAUUUCCAUUACAGAAAUCAGUGCGCUCACAACUAUUAUACCAAUUUCAACACAGCCAACAGAGGUUACUCCUAAAGAACCAGAAAAUAAAUGGCAGAUUGUUGCAUACAGUAUGAUUGGAGCGGUUGCAUUUCUUCUCCUCGUCGUCAUCCUUCUCGUAUGCUGCGGUGAACGCAUCUUGAGAUCAUGUCGAACCAAUGAUAAGCUUGUCGUAUCGGUCAAUGGUAACCCGGUUUCGAUAAGUGAUGGAGUAGUUGCUGAAGAGGGAUUUUCACCAUGGCAAACGUACAAGUCCCAUAAUUUUGGUUUCUUCCCUGGUGCCUGGACUGCCUCCGACAACGAACACGACCACCAUCCUGACAUGGAGAUGGAGGACAGAACGACCAUUGAAGGUCAGGUACACGACGUCGAUGACGAGUACGAUGACUACUCCGACGACGAAGAUACAGUAUUUGAUGAUACACGAUUUCCACCACCGCCGUCGGCGAUGAUGACGUCAUCACAGAACGAAGGCAUGAUGCAGUCAUAUCCGGCCCAUGUUGAGUUGGGCAUUGAUAAUGCCACAUAUGACAUGGUUUCAGACUGAAUUUUCUGAGGUUAAACGAUUAUGACAGGGUUUCGUAUUCAAAAUAUUUCAUAUGUUGAGCAAUGCAAAAACGUAUGCACGAGAAGUAGAGUAGGCCUAUUGAUUUGAAAUUAGUAGUCCUUAUUAUUAUUGCAUAUGUAGUCUCGGGAGAAACUGACAGGGGCAGUGACUAAUAUCGGUGUACAGGCGGCCGGGAAAGGCACAAUUUGACGGGCGUGGUCUUGCAUUGGUUC